Messenger RNA from Exophiala spinifera, 348 nucleotides. RefSeq lists its product as uncharacterized. Lineage: Eukaryota; Fungi; Ascomycota; Eurotiomycetes; Chaetothyriales; Herpotrichiellaceae. The coding region runs from base 1 to 348 and encodes 115 amino acids. The record is from RefSeq and is a predicted model, not a curated record. The transcript has 3 exons.
AUGGCAAUCGCAGAACUUACCACACCCGAACUAUAUCGCGAAGAACUUACCAAACCUGGCGUGGUUGUGAUCGAUUUCUAUUCGACGCAGUGUCCACCCUGCAAGGUCAUUGCACCGCUCUACGACGCAAUCGCCAAUAAAGACUCGAACAAGACCAUCCGGUUUUUUAAGGUAAAUGGACUUAUCGAGCCGGGUAGUACAAUUCAGCGUGAGGCGGAAGUGGUCUGGUGGCCAACCCUGGUUGUUUACAAGGACGGGCGUGAAACAUGGAGAGCCAAAGUUCCCAAUCCACCGUCAAUAGAGCCUGUGCGUGAGCUAGAGAGGUUAUUAGACGAGCAAGAUUGGUAG